AUUUCCUCCGCAUGCGCAAAAAUUUCUGAUCGAAAAUUGAAAGUUCAAAAGAAAUAACUUUAUUAAUUCUUUUGAUUGCUUGUUAAUAAGGAAAUGAUGAGUCAUACUUUUGACAGUUAUGGAGAAUCCAGUCCUAUGAUGAUGGGGUCUCCUAAUAGUCCAGCUAGUCCCCACCAAUCACAGUUCCUGCCAGGCUUUCUUCUGGGUGAAACCUCACAACAUGCUGGAUCUCCUAGCACACGUUUAUGGUCAGCAGUUACUAGCCCAAGUCCUCCUAAGUCAGCACACAGAGGUAGCAAUAUAACUUCACCGUUAAGUGCCAGUUAUAUCACAUCACCAGGACCCAGAGAGACAAUCAGACCAAAAGAAAGACCUGGGGCACCACCAACAAAAAGUUUGAUGUCAUAUAGCAGUCCGUCUACAGCUAGUCCAUUUGCUACUUCAUUCCAUCAGACACCUUCACGAGGAUUCCAUACACCUGGAACAAGUGCUUGUGCCCCACCUAUAUCAGGUCUUUCCUCCAGUAUCAUGGAAAAUAUGAAUGACACAUCACAGUUCCAUUUGGCAGCAAAUACUAAACUUCCCCCAUCUCCUGCUCAGAUGGAUCCAUUCUAUACCCAGGGGGAAAGUUUGACAUCAGAAGAUAUUUUAGAUGAAACCUGGAUUACAGUUUUUGGUUUUCCACCAGCGGCAGCAUCCUUUAUACUCCAGCAGUUUUCUCAGUAUGGAAACAUUGUCAAACAUGUGAUAGCUACUGAAGGAAAUUGGAUGCAUUUACAUUACCAGUCCAAACUCCAGGCAAAAAAAGCUCUCAGUAAAAAUGGUAGAAUGUUUGCUGGUAAUAUAAUGGUUGGCGUUACUCCUUGUAUUGAUAAAUCUGUGAUGGAAGAUAAGGAGAAUCCUUCUUUCUCUGGAACACCUGUAUUAGGAUUAAUGGAUACACCUGUAACAUCAAAAGGAACCCCUGGGACAUCAAAGGGAACACCUAUCAGACCAUUGACAGCUGCUUAUAAAUCAGCAAGGAGUGAAAAUGAUGUAGUAAGAAACAACCAAGUUCCUCAAAAGUCCAAUACAUUUGCCUCUAAGGCUAUGGAGUAUAUGUUUGGUUGGUGACAAAGAUAACACAGUGACAUUAUCACAGGGUUCUGUGCAAUGGGGAAAAGUUAACUUCGAAAACACCAUGAUCUGCAAACAUUGUAUUGUAGUUAAAAUAGUCAGCUGAGAUUAUAUAUUAUCAUGUAAAUCAAAAGUAUGAAGAGUUAAUAAUUAAAAGGGCUUUAAUGUAUUGCUAGAUUAAGACUAAUCAUGUAUCAAGAUCAUGUUAAUUAUGUGUAGUAAAAUACACUCAAAUGAAACAACUAAUUAUGUAAACAUUAAUAGAAGAAUCCUUUUCACAACUUCAAUGCUGUAUGUUGUUUUUUUGCUAUGUGCAUCAUCGAUCAUCAUGGGUGUAUGUAAGGGUUGGAGGCUGAGUAUAUUGACAACUCUUCUGUUUACUGACCUUUAGUAUGUUCACACAUACUCAUUUAAAUUUGCAUAUAUUAUAAAGAAGCAACAGUCCAUGUAAAAACUAGGUCAAUUUGACCUAUAUUUCAUGCUAGAAUAACUCUUAUAGAUUAAUGUCAGACACUGAUCUGUUACUCAAAUGGACUUGCAAGAGGAUAAACACUGUCUCUUUGGCACGUUCCCUAUUUCCAUUUUCAAUUUUAUUAAACAAGAAUUUUCUUUUCUUUUAGAGGACAGUUGUGUCUUCUGCAAACAUACCACAUCUCCUUAGUUUUUUAGAUUCAAAUUUCAAUAGGUUAUCUUAAACUUUUCAUUUGUCACUGCUAAUUUUUUAUAACACUGUAAGAUAAACUUAUUAAACCAGAUGUAUGGUAUACAUAAAUGAGGGUUGGCUCAUGGAAAAUAAAACAUCUACAUUCUUCUUGCCUCCUAGUUUAAUAUUUUAUAUUAUAAAUCAUGUAUAUUUUAUCCCAGUUUACGUAUGACAUAAUAUAUUUAUCAUUCUUCCUUACUUCAUCUCAUAUUGAGGUUAAUUUCCUUGGAAUAUUGUGUUAUGUAUGUAUGACUUUCCCAACUGUUGCUUAACAGUUUUUAUAACUUGCUUAGAUUUAUGGGUAAAUCACCAGUAACUGAUUUCUACUACAGGUAAAAACUAUAUAACAAGAAAUUAUUUUUUAUCUGAUAAAACUUUAAAUUUAUGCUGGCUUAGAUAGUAUAUAUAUAGCUAUAUUACUAUACGAGGAAAUAAUGAUUAUUUGU
Molecule: messenger RNA, 2265 nt
Organism: Mytilus trossulus (common blue mussel)
Lineage: Eukaryota; Metazoa; Mollusca; Bivalvia; Mytilida; Mytilidae
Product: nucleoporin NUP35-like
Exons: 11
Coding region: 94-1113 (339 amino acids)
Biological process (GO): nuclear pore organization; NLS-bearing protein import into nucleus
Cellular component (GO): nuclear membrane; nuclear pore central transport channel; nuclear pore nuclear basket
Molecular function (GO): structural constituent of nuclear pore; nucleic acid binding; phospholipid binding
Source: RefSeq, a predicted model, not a curated record